AUGAGCAAUGUUGAUCCACUUUUGAGUAAGCCCUCAUAUAACGAUACCCCUAAAUCGGUAUACUAUACCGAUCGUUAUUUCUCGACAAUGAAAUAUAUGAUUCUGAAAAGUUUUCAGUGUACGAAAGAGAAAUUAUGGACCUCUAAUCUGAUAUUAAAUCUAUUUGAUGUUCUUGUCACUUUGGCUUUGGUUGCUAGCGCUGCUGCCGCUCCCGGUUAUUUGGGUGGUUUGGGAGGCUAUGGCGGUGGUCAUGGUCUAUUAGGUGGUCAUGCAAUUGCUGCCCCUGCCAUUUCAUAUGCUGCACCAGCUAAAAUUGCCGCUCCAGCCAUUUCAUAUGCCGCUCCAGCUCUUGCUCAUGGUCCUGCCAUCUCCUAUGCCGCUCCUGCCAUUACCAAAAUUGCUGCUGCUCCCGCCAUCUCGUAUGCUGCACCAGUUGCCAAAAUCGGUUAUGCUGCUCCCGCUUUGGGUCUGGGUCAUGGUUUGGGUUAUGGCGGUUUGGGUUACGGUCAUGGCUUGGGCUAUGGUCACGGUUUGGGUUUGGGUUAUGGUCAUGGUUGGUAAUUUGUG
Molecule: messenger RNA, 567 nt
Organism: Musca vetustissima
Lineage: Eukaryota; Metazoa; Arthropoda; Insecta; Diptera; Muscidae
Product: cuticle protein 65
Exons: 2
Coding region: 1-561 (186 amino acids)
Source: RefSeq, a predicted model, not a curated record